Messenger RNA from Ilyonectria robusta, 648 nucleotides. RefSeq lists its product as uncharacterized. The transcript is spliced from 2 exons. Lineage: Eukaryota; Fungi; Ascomycota; Sordariomycetes; Hypocreales; Nectriaceae. The record is from RefSeq and is a predicted model, not a curated record. Bases 1 to 648 code for a protein of 215 amino acids.
AUGGGAUCCAACUAUGGUUACGCCCAUUGGUAUGAGGCUUCACCACCCCAAGACUAUGGGUCGCCAUCUGCGGAUCCUUUCGACUAUCACCAGUCCGUAUCUCUCGCCCGGUACCCCAGCUCGUCGGGAAGCUCUCAGACAUCCUCUAUUCCCGACUCUCCCUUGGAUCUGUACACCCUCCACGACUCGACCAUGGGAGAUCCCGCCUACCAGCAACACCAAUAUCUCACCUCUGCCCCCAGCGCUCCCGGCCGCGACUGGCCCGUCUUCUGCCUCUCGUCCGGCUGCAAUGCACGCCCGUUCAGGCGUUGCGCCGAUCUCCAGAGGCACUACAGGAACACGCACGCGCCGGAAUCGCUCAAGGACAGCUACUGGUGCGACUACCCGCAGUGCACCCGCUCCCGCGAGCCUUUCCACCGCCGCGAUCACUUCCGCGACCACCUGCGUGAGUUCCACCGCGAGGACAUCCAGAAGCGCGGCGAUACCGUCAACGAGGACUGGCUCGAGGGCCGCUAUCUCCCGUCCACCUGGUGGCGAUGCCAUCGCUGUCUCGUCCGCGUUUACAUCUCCCGGCACGGCUUCGAGUGCCCGGGGUGUAAGACGUCGUGCGAGCCCAAGCGCAAGGAGAAGCGUCGAAACAAGACUUGA